UUAUUGUGCAUAACCCGAAUAACGUUCUUUCUCUGGCGCUCUGUGUCCUGGUCGUCACCCCGGUGGAAUGAUGACAUCCCUCUUGCCUGUCUCUCAUGCCAUUGCCUUCCAUCAGUGUUGUUACCACCUAAUAGCAAAGGCGCACUUUGGAGGCGGUGCUUUGACACGUUGAAGUAGACACGCAUUCAAUAGCUGUCAAACUAAAGCGCCACCGUUUCAAUUACAGCGUGAUUCUCCUCUAGCGGUGUUAAAAAUGUGCUGUGGAUUUGUGUUUCACCAGUCCCUUAGCUGGCGAUCAAAGGCCUGUCACCACACAAACGUCUAUUUCUGGUGCUCAACAGGUGGUAACAAGCCCACUGAGUUUCUCACUGUAUUAAACAAAUCAACAAACCGCCACAGAGGCCUCUGGACGAGCCUUGAAUGCCUUUGAACAACAGGGGAAUGAAGCAUGGCGCUUGUGGGCGUGGCAUGUUUCCCUUCUGUUGCCGACUCCUGUUUCUGUGUCCAUGUCCUAAACACAAACAAAGAGGCUCGCGUUUGACAAUCAACAGCAGAUGCAGGGACCGUCCUGCAGAUGAGGCAAAUGGAGAACCGCUGUUGACGUAAAAGGAGGCUUGGUCCAAAAAGUCCAGAGACCUUUCUUAAAAGCUUCUCUAAUGCAGCCAGCUCUUGUGAGCCACUACUGACCCCGCUACCUAGAAAGGAGCAUCACGAGUGACACGCUGGAGUCGCUGGUGCUCUCAUUAACAGAUGCAAAUGUCAUGUUGACAAAUGACAGACAGUUGGCAACCAGCACGGUAUGUAUACAUCACGUGUACAAGAUACCAGGACCAUCUGCUCUUGUCAUCAAAGACACGGCAAGACUGCAGAUCACCUUCUUGUAAACCCCCGUCUGAUGCCGCCUACCAUCAAGUCACAACAUAUUUUUCCCUUAAAGGAUAAAGCUGGUGAUAGUAUAAGUUUUAUUAUCAACAAAUCCCAUGAAAAGACCAAAUCCUGCAACAACUAUAUCCUGCUAACAAGUAGUGUGUCUGUAGCCUAAACCUGACAUUGUUUAUUCCUCCAUGGCAACGAUCCUGAAUGUUAUCCAAACAACUAGUGAGCCAUGUGUGACGUUACCCUCAUUAUCAUGAACAUGGCCACUGUAGUUUAUCUUGACUCGAUCCCACAUACCUCCAUCCUGCUAUGGAAAUGCUCACGAGUGCAGCCUGUGUAUUAAUCCGCUGCUGAAAAUAGUCCCCAACAAAUACCCUGUUUACGUGUCUUUGAGUAACAUUUGCUCAAAACUACAGCUCCCAGCUGUUUGAUAGGAUGACUUUGCCUUUAUAAAAAUGAAUGUGCGGCCUGCUUCUAAAGAUGUUUGUCUUCAGUUGGAGCCAGUGGGCUUAUGGCUGGGUUCCAUUAAUAGAGUAGGAGAAAGAUCAAGAGAUGGACCCAGGCAUCAUUGGUUUUGGUCUUUUUCAAUGGGAGUUGUUGACAGUAGGAAAAAUAUAGAGCAACACCCGUCUUGACCUUUAGAAUAAGUGAAAACUUAAAAUCUAAACUUAAGAAUAAGUAGUAUUUCAGCUUUAGAGUAUUUCAAAACAAUGGUGAAUUGACCCUUUAAAAAAAGGUUAAUCCCAGUAGAGCUGUGUUCCGGACAUCUUGUACACUCAUCCUUACUCACACAAUAAAUACUGACGCUUAAUCAAUUGAGUGAGACCAGAUGUCCUAUUGGUGCCUACAAAUCAGUUGGCUGUGACUGUAUGUGGGUGUGGUACCCAUCAUGCACCUGCAUGUCGGGCGGGGCGUGCAUGUGUGUAUGUGUGCACGGCGAUGACGACCCCCCCCCCCCCCCCCCCCCAUGGCACUGAAGCCACAGUGAUGAAAAGCCCACCCGUCCUAAUGUGAGGCCAGUGCCUGUGGCCAUCAGGCCUCGGAUAAGCGGCCAUUCAUUCGCUUUGCAUCCACGCGAGUUUGUCGCAACGCUUCCGUGCCAAAUUAGCAGGAUUAGAGAUUAGAACUUUAGACAGUGAGGGAAUUGAGUUUGUACGUCAGGCCUUUCCCAUUGCUGCACUCGGAUCGAUGCGCGGCCACAUACCUUUUCAAAUGAGCACAUUAAAAGGAUGGGAGUGUUAUUAACAGGAUAGACUCGCACACCUCGGAGCCCCCAUCGGCCUUAAAACACCAAAACCCCACCCUGCUUUACAAUACCAGUCUCCUUCAUCUCCGACUGUUUGUACACUGUUAAUAGUUAACCAAAUCCAUAAACACUGCGUAUCUGCAGCCCCACCUCAUCCCAAGUCUCACACUGUCACAAUGGCCUCAUUCUCUGCUUGAUUUAUUGGAGAAAAGGAACGGGGUGAGCAGGAAAUAAAGGACGAGUAAUGAACCCUCGUUUUGCUGAAAUUGCAGCCACAUGAUGUAAAGGCCUUUAUUUUUUCUUGCUUCUCUUUUUAAGAGCGGAGCUUGAAUGACCAGCACUGUUUUCCAAGAGGCCCCCUGCUGAAGUUCACUUCCCCAUUUAUUUUUCCUGCAUCCCCUCGGUGUCUGGUUAAAGUGAGGCCCGGGAAAUAACUGCAGGAGAGAGGUGGAAGUCGUGGCUGAAUUCCAGCGCUCGUAUGUGGGCUACACAUCCAGCAGGAGUUAAUAAAAUGCAAGCCGGAGCAACAUCUUUUUUCUUUCUUUUCAUUGCUGCUGGGACCUACAUUACAAAGCCCUCCUCCUCUCUCCCCAAAGUCUUGACUUUUGAAAUAUGUUUAGUUAAGAAUACCGUGAGGAUAUGCACACGGAUUGUUUUGCUUUUAAGCGCUGCUAAAAUAAGAGCGGCGAGCUCUGCAUCUUUGGUGCCUGCUAAGAGUAACAGAGGGUGAUCAAGUAUCACACAUACAUGAUUGACCCCAAUACCAAGGCGGGGGUACGCCUCAUGCCUUCCAAUCCCAUCGGAACGGCGCUGAUCUGUCCUUUUGCGGCGUUUUAGUUUGGAUGCCUGCAGCUAUUCUGACAUGAAAUGGACGAUCACAUGAGGCGGAUAUACAAGGACAUAUUGUGUUGGUUCGGGCCACGUUGUAGGACCUGGACCGCAAACCAGUGCAGACGCUGAUGGAUGGUGUUGCUUUGCAGACGGAGGUAACUGGGGGUUAUGCUCACAUCUGUUUUCUGUAACCCAGUCACUCGGACGGACAGAGAGACGGACUCGAGACAACUGGAAACAUUCAUUUCUCUCUUUUAUUCAGUCCGGUUUUCCUUCCUUUUUUAUUCCACCGUUACUCUGCGGAGUGGAGAGCUAAUACAAACAAAGUCACUUCAUUCUUUUCUGGUCGUAAACUGAGUAAUUACAAGGCACUCUGACCUGGAAAUCGCCCUCCAAAUAAACACACACACGCACUCGGCUCACACACUUACCAGGAGGAGUUAGCAGGGAAAAAAGGAAAGAGCUACAGGCAUGAUAAUAAAGACUUGUUGGCUGGGGUUACUAGAGGGCAACGGCCGUAACUCCUCUCCCUGUGUGUGUGAAAGGAAGAGAGAGAGAGAGAGACAGAGAGAGACAAGGAUCAUGUGGCUGGAGUGUGCCGUGUCCACCGCUCAGCGCUGAAAGGGAGCAGCACCCAAAACGGGGCGGAUACUGCAGCUUGCGAACGCCUGGAAUCUGGAGUCUCUGUCUGCUCUUAUUUUCCAAACCCACUGUAAGUGACCAGUCCGCCGGCGUCAGAAGAGCCCACUGGGCCCCCCGAUUUGGGGAAAAAAAGCUGCCAUCCAGGCGCCAGACGGAUCUGGGGCGGGCGAAUAUGGAACUGGAUGAGGAUUGCACGAUGUCAGACUGGGAGGCCGUGCUGGAGCUGGACGAGGCGCUGGCAGGGUGGCUCCUGCAUGGUCCAGCUAGAGGGGAGUGGGGUUGGGAGUGGGGCUGGGCUGCCUCCAACCUCCAGAACCCCGAGUGGGCCACUGAGGAGAUCCCUGCUGUGCUGAGCCCGACAUACAAGCAGCGCAAUGAAGACUUUAGGAAAAUCUUCAAGCAGCUGCCCGACACAGAGAGACUCAUUGUGGACUACUCGUGUGCUCUUCAACGGGACAUCCUCCUGCAGGGACGACUCUACCUCUCCGAGAACUGGAUCUGUUUCUAUAGCAACAUCUUCCGCUGGGAAACGCUGCUGACAGUGCGGCUAAAGGACAUCUGCUCAAUGACAAAAGAGAAGACUGCCCGCCUCAUUCCCAAUGCCAUCCAGGUCUGCACAGACACCGAGAAGCACUUUUUCAGCUCCUUCGGAGCCAGGGACCGGACCUACAUGAUGAUGUUCAGACUGUGGCAGAAUGCGCUGCUGGACAAGCCGCUGUGCCCCAAAGAACUUUGGCACUUUGUUCAUCAGUGCUACGGCAACGAGCUCGGCCUCACGAGCGACGACGAGGACUACGUUCCCCCGGAUGAUGACUUCAACACCAUGGGGUUCAGUGAAGAGAUUCCCAUCGAAGAGAGUGAGAUCAACAAUGACAACUUGUCGAAGAGCAGCGUUGAGGCCAAGCCGGAGGGGAGUCCUCUGCCACUGCAUAAGAAGAUGGUUCCAAACAGCACCAUGCCCAGCCCAGGCAACCAUGACGCCCCCAUCACAUUUGACCUCCCAGCAGAAGAGUAUGCAGACUGCCUCGCGGACGGCGAGCUGCUCGCGUUGCCCCUUUUGUUGGAGGAGAGGAACAUUGAUACCAGCGGGCCUGGUGGUCCUGUCCCCUCGCCGUCUCUGGACUUCAACGAAGACAUCCCGACUGAGCUCAGUGACUCGUCCGAAACGCACGACGAGGGUGAAGUGCAGGCCUUUCACGAGGAUCUGAAUGGCAGGCAGCACAUCAAUGAGAUCUACAAGUUCAGUGUGGACAAGCUCUACGCGAUCCUCUUCACGGAGUCGCAGUUCAUGAGUGACUUCAUGGAACAGAGGCGAUUCUCAGAUGUGGUGUACCACCCGUGGAAGAAAGAGGAGGCUGGGAACCAGACUCGAGAGAUCAUGUACACCAUCUCGCUGUCCAACCCCCUGGCUCCCAAAACGGCCACGGUCAUCGAGACACAGACUCUGUACAAAGCCAGCCAGGAGAGUGAGUGUUACAUCAUCGAUGCUGAGGUCAUCACGCACGACGUGCCCUACCACGAUUACUUCUACACCCUCAACCGCUACAUGCUCACCAGGGUGGCCAAGAACAAGUGUCGGUUACGGGUAUCGACGGAGCUGCGCUACAGGAAGCAGCCGUGGGGGCUGGUCAAAGGCUUCAUAGAGAAGAACUUCUGGAGCGGACUAGAACAGAACUUCCGCCACCUCGAGUUGGAGCUGUCCAAGCUGGAGGAGUUACUGACCGAGUCCCACCAGCUGUCUCCGAAGGCCAAGGCGGUGAAGAACGCCACGGUGAGGCGGAAGAAGAGGCCGCUCCCCCACAUGCGCAGCCAGCAUCUGGACGAGGCGCUCAGCCCUGUAACCACGCCGACGGACGAGGAAGUGAUUCAGAGGAUCAAACAAGUGGCAGGCUCCACGCAAACCAGACACCAGAGUCCAGAGCACCAUCACCUGCCAGGGGGCCUCGCUCUCUACAGCGUCUCCAAAUUGCUGCUCAUCAUCAGCUUCGUCCUGGUCCUGCUGGUGUUCCUCAACAUGAUGCUCUUCUACAAGCUGUGGAUGCUGGAGUACUCCGCACAGUCGCUAACAACCUGGCAAGGUCUGCGGCUUCAUGAAAGUAAACUGCCUCAGACGCAGAUGGAGUGGGCCCAGCUCCUGGAGGCGCAGCAGCGUUUCCAUGACGCCGAGCUGCAGAAGUGGAGGGAGAUUAUCAAGUCGUCGGUCGUGCUGCUCGACCAGAUGAAGGACUCGUUAUUGAACCUCCAGCGAGGCAUUGGUAUCAAGGACUACAGCUCCGAGGCGGAGGAGAAGAGGAGUCGCUAUCACUGACACGCCGCCAACAAGGCCAUGAGGGCAUGCUGUGCAAUACACUGUGUCACCUGUGUUGUUUGUGAACCGGUAUGAGGACAGCAGCAGGACGGAAAGAGAGGACGGAGCGGGGGAGGCGGGACCGACAGCGAGCUGGUCGAACCGACACCAAGAGAGCAGCGCUCGUCUCCAGCGCACAGAGGUUGAACCCCCCCCCCCCCCCCCCCCCCCUAGAACCACGGACAGGAAGUGCCCCUUUCACACACAGGACUGAGGUGUCCCCAACAUCGCCGAGGUGCUCCUUCUCUACACCUGUGGGACGAACCGUUUCUUCUUCUUCUUCUCUCUUAUAAGUGCAUCCUACUGUAAGCCAUGGCGACCAGAGAGUCGCGGAGAGAAGGGAGGAACGCUACUGCAUGCAUUUAGACAACCUAGCUAGCCCCUCAAGUCAGUGUUAAUGUGGUCCAGUUCCAGUCUUAUGUGUGUCACAACAAAGAAAAGAAAAGAAGAACAGAAGACGAGGAGUGGUUGAGUCGAAGAAAGUGGGGGGUGGGAGGGGGGGCGGGGGUCCUUUUCGAGUCUUAAUGUGCUGUCUACACUCUGGAGACUGUUCCAAACCAUUCGUCCCUCUAGAGGUCCGCGCUGCAGCGUCCCUUUAGCGAACCUCCAUGUGAUCAAAGUACUGAAUCGUUCCGCCACCAAGAAGGAACCGCCGCGUUGCAGCUGGGAGCGCAGCUUCACCGAUAAGUCCCCGUUGCCUUGUUUGAACCUGGCCCGCGGGCUCUCCGGCAGGGCUGGUUCCCUGUCGGACUGAAAUAUUUAUAAGUUGAAUCUAAAGACAGAUGAGACCUAAGCCAGUAUUUUUAACCUCACAUACAAUUUAGUGAAUCAGUUGCCACACUGCUGGCUACCUCACAUUGCAUCAUUCCUCAUCCUUCUAAUGGAGUAGAAUGUAUCAGCCUGGGAAAAGAGGCCAGACUUUGAUCACAACCUAUUCAUUUUUUUUUUUUAAAGGGGGUGCUGCAGCCAGACCGAUAGGGAGAUCUGUGUCCUUACAUGUUUUAUUACUAAACUGUGACUAUAUCUCUUUAAAAAAAAGGUUUCAAAUUAGAAAGAAUUCUAUGAACAUAUUUGAAAUAUAUAAGAAUAUUUCAUUAUUUAAUAUAUAUAUAUAUAUAUAUUUCAAAAUAUAUAAACAUUACCUAUAUUUAUUGUUAAUUUAUGUAAAUAAAGAAAUUAUCAGAGCUCUAGACCAUUUCAAGAAUUUCUAACAAAAAAGUGUUUUCUUCAACAACAACAAAAUGCAUGCCAGAUAUGUCUGUGACAUGUCCAGUGUGGCAGGAUGAUUCUGCAUUUGCGCGAUUAUAUUUGCGCGAUUAUAUUUGCGCGUGCGUGUGACUGUGUGAGAGAGCGAGAGAGAGAGUGUGAAAAGAGUGAGUGCAUGCAUGUGUACGCGUGUAUGCACAAGUGUGUGCUGUCAAGUGUGACAUUUUUACCAUUCCACACUUGUAUGUUUCUGAUGUUUUUCUUUUCUGGCUCCUGCAGCCAGACUGCCUUUUUUAUGCAUUUGGAUGCUGCCUUGCAUCAGCCCCCGCCAGGGUACCGUUUAUGAUUGAAGAGUUUUGUUCCAAAAUGACAUAUCCAACAUUUUUAAAAAAAGUUACACCUACUUUUACAAAAAUGAUGGAUUGCUUAGACAACUCAUGUCAGUGUUUGACACGUAGUAAGUAGCUUAAAUACACAGUUUACAAACGGAAGAAGACAGAAUAAACACAAAAAAUUUUGAACUUGAUUAAUUUUUUUCGGAAAUGGAUAUAUAACAUUUUGGAGAUGAACUCUUCAUUUGCCCUCUAUAAGCAACUCUUUGUUCCCGUAACCACAUUAGUGGCUUGACGACUCCUUUCCUGGAACUUAUAGUUUUCAAGUUUUCAAAUUCACUUUCUUGCCAAAGGUUUGGUGAAGGUUUAUAACACUCGUGUCUGGAUGCUAAAUGUGGAGCUACAGCCAGAAGCCUGUUUCCAUUGUUUAUGCUAAGCUAACCAUCUCAUGGCUCUACUGUUUAACCGCCAGUUAGCUUAGCUAACCACUGAGUGAGGGUACAGACUAUCCAGGCUAACUAUUUGGCCUUUUUCCCAUUGUUUAUGCUAAGCUAACCAUCUCCUGACUCUAGCUUUAUAAGUAGCGUUCAUAUAUUCGAACGGUAUCAAAUCUUCUCAUAUAACUCGGCUUAGAAAUAAGCGUUUUUCCCAAACCUUCGGGCUAUUCCUAUAAAGGCACCUACUUCAACCCACUUCUUCUAUUUCAAGUGUCUGUCUUGGAAGCAUGAAAAUGAACUUUACGCAACUCAAUUGAACCAAAAAGAAGUAGAAGGAACGAUGGUGUUGUUUAAACUGGGUUUGGUGCGGCACAGAGCAUCUCCUAAGAGUUUGUCAACAGAGUCCACUGAGAGACUUUCGUGGUGGAAACACUUCCAAAUAAGAGAAAUGUCCUUGUGUUAAAAUAAAAAAGAGAGAAAAAGUUAAGCACUUUAAGGCCUUUUCAGGUGAAGAAUUAAAGAAAUAAAUGGCAGCCAUUUAGUUUGGAGGUGAUUACAGGGCUGAGGAAACUUUAUGUGGUGUUUUUUGUUGUUGAUUGGACAAUCACACUGGGAUUGACAAUUUACAAAAUCAUGAGAAAGUCUGGCUUGAUUUGAACCCCGCCGGUUUGUCAUUGCUCACAAAUGACUUCUGCCCAACUAGAAUAGUAAAUCUAUUCAGCACGCAAAUUUCUUUCAAUGUCAAAACCCCAAAGCCCGAGCUAAGGCUGACCCGUUGUUGUCUCUUUCAGCGCAUGGCAAAAUGAGUGAUCAGUACGAGGAAAUUGUAUCUUUACUGUGUGCCUGCAUGGCUGUUACUGACUGACUUAAUGAGAGCAGCAGAAAAGCUUCAGCACUGGACCCCUGCUGUGUGUGUGUGAAUAUUAUAGUUGAAGAAUACACUGAGUAAUGAUAACGCUUGGGAACCUUAAGCCCUGAAUGUGAGUGGAAAUGGUUUCUGUUUUAUAGAAGUCACUUUCACAACCCUGAUGACACUGAAAGAUUAUAUUGAAGCUAUGCUUCAUGUAUGUGAAGGUACAGAAAUGUCAUAUAUAUAUUUAUAUAUAUAUAUAUAUAUGAAAGUGUGAUUGAAAUGCUUUAUAUUGUUUGUUUUUCGAAGUGUAUGUGAAAUGAAUUUUUCCUUUUUUUUCUUUCCAGAUGCUUGAAUUAAAUUAGUUUGGGUUUUAAAAAAUAUCAAACAUUCUCAUACUGUUUUGAUCGAGACACGGUAAAUGCUUGAUGAGGUUGGUUGUGCUCCCCAAUUCUGUUUUUAUUGACUUGAUUUCAAUCUUCGGGAACGCUGCAAAUUUGUAUUUCACUGUCAUGGCUGAGUGAAAUUUCGUAUAUAUGUGCCGACACAUUUUAAUAUUGAACCGCCGUAAAAAUGCACAUUCUACUCGGUCCAAAUUCGAUCUUCACUCAAGCCUUCGAGGAACCGUCUCAGCGGAGCGCAAUUUCAUUUUUUUUCUUCAAUCGUCACAAUUAUGCAAAUCAAAUGUGUUGUUCACCUCCAUCGUCGACAGCUCCGUGUUUCGUACCGGGUCCAACAAAUGUGACUUUAAUUAAUCUGAGCGACAACCUCUCGCAGGUCACACCUGUCUUCACGGCUACCUGUGUUACACGAAUGAUUGUAUGAUUGCUAUCGCUGCACAGCUGUGGCACCGAGGUGACCCCGAGAGUUGUGGAUGCCGCCGUGUUUUGUCACUGACAACAAACGAGUUGUGCUCUUCUUCAUUGACCGUAUUACUUGGCAUCGAUUGGCCCCCAGCCGGCGAGACAUCGGUGCCAUAAGACGCAGCGCUAUAGCUGCCGGCAUUGGUUAACACUCCGCCACAGGGAUCACACACACACACCAACUUGCUGAAAAGGACCACUGAUCAAACUCAUAGCAAAUGUCUUGAAACAAACGUGUACUGGUGUAGUUCUGUUCAAAAAGAAUUCUACUGUAAGUUUUUUUUUUGUUUUUUGUUUUUUUAGAAAAUGUUCUGAUCUCUAAAGAGACUUUUAGUGAAAUUUCUACAUGAGAUGAAUAUACUGUAAGUAUAUGUCGUGUAUAUCUGCAGUGUGCACACACACACACACACAAAAGAAUCCAACCUGCGCUGCGCGUAGGUUUUGACUUGCUGAUGACUUUGCCUCAUAGAGACUGAAGAUAAAAGUGGCUUUCUGGUUCAUGUGAAGUAGAGAUUGGGAGUAUGAAUAAAAAAUAUAUAUAAUAUACAAA
Molecule: messenger RNA, 10180 nt
Organism: Pseudoliparis swirei
Lineage: Eukaryota; Metazoa; Chordata; Actinopteri; Perciformes; Liparidae
Product: protein Aster-B-like
Exons: 16
Coding region: 3768-5903 (711 amino acids)
Biological process (GO): intracellular sterol transport
Cellular component (GO): endoplasmic reticulum-plasma membrane contact site; plasma membrane; endoplasmic reticulum membrane
Molecular function (GO): sterol transfer activity; sterol binding
Source: RefSeq, a predicted model, not a curated record